This is a messenger RNA of Ahaetulla prasina, 1270 nucleotides long. RefSeq names its product G-protein coupled receptor 12-like. The coding region runs from base 131 to 1270 and encodes 379 amino acids. Gene Ontology annotation, molecular function: G protein-coupled receptor activity. The transcript has 2 exons. Gene Ontology annotation, cellular component: membrane. Gene Ontology annotation, biological process: G protein-coupled receptor signaling pathway. NCBI's taxonomy places the organism in Eukaryota, Metazoa, Chordata, Lepidosauria, Squamata, Colubridae. The record is from RefSeq and is a predicted model, not a curated record.
UCAGAGCUGCGGGCUGCCAGCCAUCCGCCAGCCUCUCCGGCCAUGCUCGCCCGGGAAGGACGCGCCGGUUGCGCCCCAGACUGAACCAGCGGGGCGCGGAGAAGCAAGCCGGACCCGAGAUUGUCCAGCGAUGUUCCCCAACCCGGCCGCCGCCGCCGCCGCCAUGGAGGAGCAGUUCCGCCAGCAGCAGCAACAGCAACAGCAGCAGCGGCUCUUGGUGCUCUUCAACGCCUCUUCGCUGCCGCUGGCCAGUCUCUGGCCGCCCACCCACCUCUCGGCCGCCGCGGGCAGCCCUGCCGUCGACCUGUCGCCCGCCGCCACCGCGGCCGGAGAGGAGGCCGGGGCGGGCGGCGGAGACGCGGCCGCAGCCCUGGCCGUGGCGGGUGCGGUGAGCCCCUGGGACAUCGCGCUGUGCGCCACCGGGACGGUGAUGGCGGGCGAGAACGCGCUGGUGCUGGCCGUGCUCUUCUACGCGCCCAGCCUGCGGGCGCCGCCCUUUCUGAUGAUCGGCAGCCUGGCGCUGGCGGACCUGCUGGCCGGGCUGGGGCUGGUGGUCAACUUCAGCGUGCAGUACCUGGUGCAGCCACCCAGCGAGGCGGCGACGCUGAGCGCGGCCGGGCUGCUUCUCGCCGCCUUCUCGGCCUCGGUCUGCAGCCUGUUGGCCAUCACCGUGGACCGCUACCUGUCGCUCUCCAACGCGCUCACCUACCACUCGGAGCGCACGCGGACCUUCACCGCCGCCUUGCUGCUGCUGCUCUGGCUAGUCUGCCUGGCCGUCGGGCUCCUCCCGCUGCUGGGCUGGAACUGCCUGCGCCAGCCCAGCGCCUGCAGCGUCCUGCGGCCGGUCACCAGGGACAACGCCGCCGUGCUGGCCGUGGCCUUCCUGCUCCUCUUCGCCCUGAUGCUGCAGCUCUACGGGCAGAUCUGCCGCAUCGCCUGCCGGCACGCCCAGCAAAUCGCCGUCCAGCACCAGUUCAUCGCCAGCGCGCAGGCCACCUCCACGCGCAAGGGACUCUCCACGCUCUCGCUCAUCCUGGGCACGUUCGCCCUCUGCUGGGUGCCCUUCGCCAUCUACUCCCUGGUGGCCGACGCCUCCUACCCGGCCGUCUACACCUACUCCUUGGCCCUGCCGGCCGCCUGCCACUCGCUCCUCAACCCCAUCAUCUAUGCUUUCCGCAACCCCGAGAUCCAGAAGUCUCUGUGGCUGGCUUGCUGCGGCUGCAUCCCGGCCGGCUUCUCCUCCCGACCCAGGACGUCCAGCGAUGUGUAG